AUGGCUGGCCCUAAAACGAUAUCAAUUCACGCGCCCUCUCUCGGUGCAGAAUUGACUGGAGCUUUGGACAGUGAGAAUAACAUCGCGCUCUUUCGUGGAAUCCCUUUUGCUACUGUAACCAAGCGAUGGACCCAUAGUGAGACUACACACUCGCUUGGUAAGUCAUUCGACGCUACCAAGCUGGGAUAUCGAUGCAGCCAGGGAAAUGGAAUGGUUCUUGUGUCGGGAGGAACAAAUGAUCCCCUUCCCGGUGACGAUGAGUUCAAGUGCCUCAAUCUCAAUAUCGCUGUUCCCGUGGAGUCUUUGAAGGGCUCUCGGCCAUUACCAGUUAUGGUUUGGAUUCAUGGAGGUGGGUUCGCCUUUGGUGCCAACUCUGUCGCGCGCUAUCGCCCGCAGGCAAUCGUCGCGCAUGCUCGUAAGUGCGGGACACCUGUCAUCUUGGUUUCGAUCAACUAUCGACUCGGUGCAUUGGGCUUUGCUGCCUCCCAAGAUCUAGCCGAAGAGGGACACGGCGGUUCCAAGACACAUCCAGUUGGAAACUACGGGCUCAUCGACCAACGUAAUGCCUUGGAAUGGGUGAACCAGCACAUCCAAGAUUUCGGAGGCGAUCCGUCAAACAUCACUGUCUUUGGUGUGAGUGCUGGUAGUAUAAGCAUUCACCUCCACCUACUUGCCCAACACGCCUUGUUUGAUCGUGCCAUCAUGAUGUCUGGUACUGCGCCUAUUCUGGGCCCAUUGUCAAUGGAGCCCUAUGAGAAGGAGUGGAGCCGACUCUGUCAAAAAACUGGAGUAACAGCAUCAACUGCGUCUAAGCGAUUGAAGCAACUUCGCUCGUUGAGCACGGCGGAGAUUCUACAAAAUUCUACGCCGGCCGCUAUGGGCCCUGUUGCCGAUGGCAAGCUCCUGCCAGAAGGUUGGACCUACGAUGACAAUGUUGCCAAUACUCGAUGCAAGGAGUUCAUUCUCGGAGAUACCAACGUCGAGGCAAUUAUCUUCGAUGGUCUGCUUAAGCGUCUGCCGCAAGAACGUUUCCAUCAAUUGGUUGAUGUUGCAUUUUCAUCGCAGGAUGCUCAACAGCUGUAUUCCAUGUUCGGAUUCAGUCGUGAAACGCAGUCUGAGGAAAGUUUUCGCAAGGCUUUCAGGCUUUUGGUUGGGAAUACGUUGUUCAAUUAUUCUCAUCUUGGAAUCGCCAAUGCAUCGAUAAAUUCCGAUACGUGGAGAGAUAAUGUUUACUAUUACCACUGGGAGGAACCUUCGCCUUUUCCGGGCCCCACGUACGGGUACUCAUAUCAUGGUCUUUGUGCGAUGCUCAUGCAUCUGAACGAGUUACCGAACUGUCCACCGGAGACUCAAAAGGUUUCGCUAGAAGCUGCUCGUAUCUGGACGGCUUUUGCGCAUGGCCAGAAGCCAUGGGAAGCGUAUUCUCAAGAUCAAAAAUUCAUGCGCUUUGGUCCGCAUGGAGAAUGUGGAAUGCAUAGCUUUGAAAGUGAUAACACAAGAGACUAUGGCUUUCAGAACUGGUUGGGAGAGCACAUUGGUCAGGUCGGAAAGUUUGUGCGGAAGCUCAUAUUGAAUUUGGAAAAUGAUGAGGUCUAG
Penicillium maclennaniae is the source of this 1596-nucleotide messenger RNA. RefSeq lists its product as uncharacterized. Lineage: Eukaryota; Fungi; Ascomycota; Eurotiomycetes; Eurotiales; Aspergillaceae. The transcript has 2 exons. The coding region runs from base 1 to 1596 and encodes 531 amino acids. The record is from RefSeq and is a predicted model, not a curated record.